CGAGCGACUCCACCCGACGGCUCCGAGCCUCAACCCCUUCCUUCUCGAGGAAAAAAAAAGACACCGUUUCUUUCCUCUGUUUCCUUUCUCAAUCAAAACGAAUCCUUUGUUUUCGAUUCUAGCUUGACAGCGGAGUGGCCAUGGCCGCUGUCUCGUUUUCGCAAUUACUUAACGGCGAGAGAGCGGUGGUUACGCUUUUUAUUGUCAUCGUCCUCUUCUCUCUCCCUCUUUCUCUUCUCUUACACGGCGUCGCUCUUUCUCUGCUCGCUCUCUUUGCUCUCUCCCUCGAGGUCCGUGUCGAGACAUCCACUUCCUUGUCUCAAUUCAAAACCAGGGCAGGUGCUUCGUCAGGGCUGCUAUUAGGUGCAGUUACAUUACCAACUUUUAUGCUUUCAAAAUUGAUACAGCAAUCAAGAGCCUUCUCAUUGCAUCAAGUUCAUCCUGGAGAACUUAAUUACCUGGCGAUGCAAUACUGGGCUGCAUUUGGUAGCUGCUUCACUGUGCUUACGGUGCUCUGCUUACUUACAUUGGACAAUACACGAAGCCGUUCAUGUCAGGCAUGGAAUGCUAAGUUUGGCCUAGUAUGUUUUGUGAUUGGUGCUGCCCUAUUAUUUUUGUGUAGUACUAUUGGUGUGCAUGCAAUAUUGAAACUUUUGUGGGUGUUUUUUCAUGGAUUCACAGCUGUUGAGUUGGUGCAGCAUCUCCUUAAUACCUUUCCUUCAUGCGUUUCCUUUGGGGAAGCACUUCUGGUGACUGUGGGUCUUGUACUCUACUUUGGUGACAUGUUGGCCCAUACCAUUGAAAAGAUUUAUGGAUACAUGACUUCAUCAGAAUUAGUCUUUAUGCAAUAUGGAUUUAGGAGAAGUGAGAUAGGCAUUAUCAUUCAGGGUCUACUUCUUGGCCUUCUCCUCUACAUAGUUGUCUUGAAAUAUUUGCUCUGUGGAUGGGAUAGCUUUUCAAGAUCAACCUACUUUGGAGCAAGGAUAUGUAGUGAGAAAGGGAAAUCUCUUAUAUUCUUUGCUUCCCUUGGUUUUUUGAUUGUUGUGAUCAUCCCUUCAUGGAUGCAGUUUGUACAGGAUUUUGACAUGCAUCCGCUGUUGUGGGUGGUUAGAUUUGUUUUUAUGGAACCAGUUAAAAGACUAUCACUCUGUCUCUAUUGGGUGUUUGUGAUAUAUCUUUCUGUUCUGCGAUUCUAUAACAUAUCCAAGAAUAGUAAGAUUGAGAGGAUUCUUCUUCGAAAGUACUACCAUCUAAUGGCUGUUUUAAUGUUUCUGCCUGCUGUUAUCUUACAGCCUAAGUUUCUUGAUCUGGCAUUUGGUGCAGCCUUGGCAGUUUUCUUGACUUUGGAAAUUAUUCGAGUUUGGAGAAUUUGGCCUUUGGGACAGCUUGUACAUGAAUUUAUGAAUGCUUUCACAGACCACCGUGACUCUGACCUCCUCAUUGUCAGCCACUUUUCACUUUUACUGGGAUGUGCACUUCCUAUCUGGAUGUCUUCUGGAUACAAUGAUCGACCCCUUGCUCCUUUUGCUGGAAUUUUGAGCCUUGGAAUUGGGGAUACAAUGGUGAGUGAGCUUAUUUCCAUGUUUCUUAUUGGUAACAAUUUGGUUUACAAGCAAUUUUAUAUAUAUAUGCUUCAUGUUUCUAGUCAAUUUGUAUCUCUUCAAGUUAUCAUUCAACACAUCCAACCAAUAAGUUACAAGCAUGCAUUUGCCUUCUAUAAAACUGAGUUGGUUAAUAAACAGGACAACAAUUGUAACCUUUAAAUAAGCUUUAUGAGGGGGUAUGAAGUAAUGAAAUGCGAUAGUUAUUCCACAUGGUUGCAAGCUGGAGAGGUUUGUGAUGCAUGUUUCAGUACCCUUUCUUGGAACUUUUGAUAAAAACUCUUCGGCCUUAAAGCAGUUUCUCAUUCCUAUUGAACUUGGUUUGCUAUUUUCAACCUUUCCCAUCCAAGCUGAUCCUUCUAGGCAAUUUGAAAGCAAAUCAGAUGUCAUUUUGAACAAAAGGUGGAUUUCCUUCAUGCAACUUUCUGUCCUGAAAGAAGGAAACUAGAUCUGGAGCUAGGUAGUAUCUUGCUUUAUGUUUCCUGUUUUAUGGGAAUUCAUUCUAAUGUACACUUAGCAAGUCAUAUGUUGUGCUGAGUUUCAGAUUUAUGGUUCAUUUUUAGGUUCUUGUUGUGAGUGAUAUUAUUCAUUUAUAAUAGCUGGACAAUAAAAGAUUAUUCACAUCGGAGGAUACGAGUGGCCCUUUGGCCACUGAGAUAGAGCUGUAUAUCAUAUAAAUAUCUGAUUCAAUGAACUUACGAUAUUUGUAGAAGCUUUUACCAGUGAAAUUCUAAUAUAAUUGUAUAUCUGGUGGAUGGAUAUGGAGUAUUAGAAUUUUUGGUAAUAUCAUAUGUAGGCCCUUGUUUAUGUCUGCCAUUAGAUUAUUCAUGUUUAUUGUUCACCAAUAGCCCUGCGUCAUUGAAAACUAAUAAGAUGG
This is a messenger RNA of Populus euphratica (Euphrates poplar), 2478 nucleotides long. Its product is annotated as phosphatidate cytidylyltransferase family protein. Gene Ontology annotation, biological process: dolichyl monophosphate biosynthetic process. Lineage: Eukaryota; Viridiplantae; Streptophyta; Magnoliopsida; Malpighiales; Salicaceae. The transcript has 12 exons. Gene Ontology annotation, molecular function: dolichol kinase activity. The record is from RefSeq and is a predicted model, not a curated record. Bases 141 to 1763 code for a protein of 540 amino acids. Gene Ontology annotation, cellular component: endoplasmic reticulum membrane.